GCAAUUUAAUUAGACCAGAUAAUAAUGAUGGAUACAAUAUUAAAUUAUCUACGUUUAAAGAAAAUUUGUCAGAAGAAUUAUCAAAUUUUCCAUCAGUUUUUGAAAUUAGUAAUAGAAUAAAAGAGGCUUCGAAUACUAUGAAAAGAAUAUUUCAUAGUCUUGGUAUAAAAAUAGACCAAGAUUUUCUAUUAUUAAUUCAACAAUCAAUUCAUUCGCUUAAAACAAAUAUUAGUUAUAAUAUUUUAUUAGAAGAAAUGAGUAAUGAUUUUAAUAUAUCAACUCAAGAAGAAAUAGAAGAAUCUGAUUUAUUAGAAUUAGAUUCUAAUCAAUUAGAUGAUAUUAAUAAA
Racocetra fulgida is the source of this 347-nucleotide messenger RNA. The record is from the annotation of a GenBank genome assembly. Lineage: Eukaryota; Fungi; Glomeromycota; Glomeromycetes; Diversisporales; Gigasporaceae.